Messenger RNA from Melanaphis sacchari, 1549 nucleotides. Its product is annotated as acyl-CoA Delta(11) desaturase-like. Gene Ontology annotation, cellular component: endoplasmic reticulum membrane. Bases 162 to 1301 code for a protein of 379 amino acids. Gene Ontology annotation, biological process: unsaturated fatty acid biosynthetic process. Gene Ontology annotation, molecular function: stearoyl-CoA 9-desaturase activity; iron ion binding. The record is from RefSeq and is a predicted model, not a curated record. The transcript is spliced from 5 exons. NCBI's taxonomy places the organism in Eukaryota, Metazoa, Arthropoda, Insecta, Hemiptera, Aphididae.
UGCACGUAGUCACGAAUACUUUUACUCGGCGCUUUUAAUCCAUGCCGUACAGUGCUCAUAUCACUUAACCGUUCGUCACCUACGCGUGGACUGCUGCUGUUGUUUUUCUUCCACUUUUAUAAUAUUAUUUAAUAUAUUAUACUGCGACCGAUCCGUACCCGAUGGCCACAUCGUCAUCGUUUGCGCAAAUAUGGUCGGGUGUGCAAGUCGAUUACGACGAGAGCAAGCGGACGGCUGACACACUCCAUUCGCCGCCCACGCCGAUAGUCCGUCGGCCGUCAAAGUCAAAGAUUUAUUCACAGCAUAAGGGGUACAAAUUGGAAAUCGUGUGGCGCAACGUAAUCAGCUUUAUCAUAUUGCACUUGAUUGCCUUCACUGGAUUUUACCUAAUAUUCUCGGGACACAUCAAAAUAAAAACCAUGCUAUUCUUUUUUUUUGUGGGAUCAUGUGGCGCUUUGGGCAUAACUGUUGGAGCCCACCGCCUAUGGGCCCACCGGUGUUACAAUGCACGUCUGCCGAUGCGAGUGUUGCUGGCUGUGUUCCAGACGCUGGCGUUCCAGAACCAUAUAUAUGAAUGGGUCCGAGAUCAUCGGGCUCACCACAAAUUCACCGACACGGAUGCCGACCCACACAACUCGAUUCGGGGAUUUUUCUUCUCGCACAUGGGCUGGUUGAUGGUCCGCAAACACCCGGACGUAACUGCUAAGGGUUGUACAAUCGAUAUGAAAGACUUGGAAGCCGACCCGGUGGUCAUGUGGCAGAAAAAGCAUUAUUUAUGGCUAGUUCUCGUGAUAACGUUCCUGAUACCAUCUUUAAUCCCAUACUGGUUUUGGCAAGAGCGUUUUUGGUAUUCGUUCAUUGUAGUCGGUGUCACACGUUACGUGGUAUCGUUACAUUGCACGUGGCUAGUUAACAGCGCCGCUCAUAUAUGGGGCCUAAAGCCGUACGAUAAGAACAUCACACCCACCGAGAACCCUACUGUGGCAUUUUUGGCGUACGGUGAAGGAUGGCACAAUUACCAUCACGCGUUCCCGUGGGACUACAAAGCGGCCGAGCUAGGCAAUUACCGGCUAAACUUCAGCACGGCGUUCAUCGACGUGUGCGCCCGACUUGGUCUAGCGUACAAUCUUAAAACAGCCAACGCCAGUCUGGUGGAGAAACGGUCGCGCAGGACGGGCGAUGGUACCAAGCAACACCAUCACCAAAACCACAAUCACCACCACGUGGAAGGUGGCGUUUGGGGAUGGGGCGACGAAGACAUGGCCGAAGACGACAAACGUGUCAUGCAAGUGAUCGGCUAACCACAGCAGACUUCCUGUCAACGAGACUUAUUUUUAUAUUUUUAGUUGUAUAUGUACGUACAUAUUCCUCCGAAAUCAUGUGCACACCCUAUCGAUAUAUUAUUAUAUACUAUUUACAUGUUGGUGUAUCGUACUAAUUAUACUCUUCGAUACAACGUCCUCCUAAUUAUUACGGUUUAAUUUAAUCUUCUUUAUUUUUUGUUUAUGCACUAAACGUAUAUACAUCAUAUAAACUAGCAUUAUUGUAU